This is a messenger RNA of Juglans regia (Persian walnut), 678 nucleotides long. RefSeq lists its product as uncharacterized. The record is from RefSeq and is a predicted model, not a curated record. Gene Ontology annotation, molecular function: RNA-DNA hybrid ribonuclease activity; nucleic acid binding. The transcript has a single exon. The coding region runs from base 1 to 678 and encodes 225 amino acids. Lineage: Eukaryota; Viridiplantae; Streptophyta; Magnoliopsida; Fagales; Juglandaceae.
AUGGCAGAAGGAAUGACUUUUGAGUGCAUGCAGGAAUUUGUUAUGGUUGCUAAGCAGAUUUGGUGGAGGAGAAAUGAUUUUAUUUUUAAUCAAAGAUUUAGACACCCUAAUCAAGUUACCAUGGUUGCAAAUGAAAACAUUAGAAUGAUGAAGGACUUGGAAAUGCAGAAAAAUGAGUCAUCAACUUCUAUUAACAGCAAUUCAGUUAUUUGGCAACCACCUCCUUUUCUUUUUUACAAGCUUAAUUGGGAUGCAGCUGUGGACAAAAUCCGAGCUAAAGUUGGUAUUGGCAUAGUAGUUAGAGAUUGUGAAGGAAGAAUAAUAGCAACUAUGAGAAGAAAACAAAGCCUCCUUCCCCUCCCUGCUCUGGCUGAAGCUUUUGGGGCUCUCUUAGCAGUGAAUUUUGCACUGGAUCUCGGUUUAACAAAGACUAUCUUCGAAGGAGAUUCUCUUCAAACAGUCCAAGCUUUGAAGCAAGAGGAAGAUCAACUGUCUAGCUUUGGCAUGUACGUCUCUGAAGCUAAGAUGAAACUUAGUAAUUUCGAAUCUUGGAAUGUUACUCAUAUCAAAAGAAGUGGAAAUGUGAUGGCUCAUGUUUUGGCACAAGAUGCUUUAGUCAUUUCUGAUGUAAUUGUUACUAUGGAGGAUAUUCCUCUAUGUAUUUCAGAUCUGAUUUAA